Molecule: messenger RNA, 1242 nt
Organism: Lycium barbarum (goji berry)
Lineage: Eukaryota; Viridiplantae; Streptophyta; Magnoliopsida; Solanales; Solanaceae
Exons: 4
Coding region: 306-815 (169 amino acids)
Biological process (GO): regulation of lipid metabolic process
Cellular component (GO): mitochondrion
Source: RefSeq, a predicted model, not a curated record
AUAUUCAAACAUCUUUACUAGUAUUUUAUAGGCAUUUGUUUUCAUCACAUUGCAAUCACGCAUCCAUUCCAACUUCCAUCAAAAGAACUCGCCCCUUAACCCCACACGCAAUUUAGCUUAUACCUCAAGAAAUCAGCCCUUUCUGAACUGGUCAAGUUUUCAGGAAAUAAAUUUCAUGAAUGCUUAGAUAUACAAGUACUUGUAGAAACACACACAUGGAUCGUCUUUGCAUAUACAAUCCUCUAUAACAUUGAUUGGUUUCUUUUAGAGUACCCAGAUCAAGAAAUUGUUGAUACAGUAAUAUAAUGGCACUGCCAAUAUUUAAGCUUGGGACACUUGCAUUGAAAACAUUGAGCAAACCCAUUGCCAGUAGGCUUAAGCAACAAGCUGGGUUGCAUCCCAAGUUCCGUAAUUUCAUUGUCAGCAUUGCCCAGGCAAACCAUCGGGUGACAACAACAAUGCAAAGAAAGUUAUAUGGUCAUGCAACCAAUGUAGAAAUACGGCCUUUGGAUGAGGAGAAAGCUGUUCAAGCUGCUGUUGACCUUCUGGGAGAGGCUUUUGUCUUCUCGGUUGCAGUUGCUGCACUUUUCUUUGAAUACCAAAGAAGUUCUCGAUCAGAAGCUAAAAAGGAGGAACUUCGCAAGCAAGAGUUGGAGCAAAUGAGGGAACGAGAUGAAGCAUUGUCAAGAGAGAUGGAGAGCAUGAAAAGCAAAAUUCAAGAGCUUGAACAGUUGGCGAAGGGACGAGGACUUGCUGGAGUGUUCAAUUUCAGACCUCCUCACGUUGAAGGAGCCAAGUCCCCGACACCAGCAUGAUCUAUUGUCUGAAGUUUUGACAGCGAAAUGAUCAGUUGUUUUUCUCAUUCUUUGGAGCCAAGAAUCGUAUGCCUUCUGUAAACCAGAAGCCUAGGCUCCUUACUGAAAAUGACGUUGAAUCUUGAAAAUUUCCAUUGAUGUGAUCAAUAUUGUGAGGUUAUGAAGCAAGAGUUUCAUAGUCUGAGGUUUUGCUACGUCCUCCUCCUAAUUGUGGCACUAUACUACUCAUUUUACAUAUGCCUAACAGCACAUGCUUAAGAGACUUGUAUACUUAGCAUCAUAGGGUGCAAAAUUGUGAAAUGUUGGAUUUGGAGAUUUCUGUUCAGCCAUGUUCUAAUGUUCAAUAUGGUGACAUUAUGACCAGAUGCUCCUUAUCUGCAAAAGUUAUGUAAUACAUAUUACAUAUAAAGCACCAAUAUUUAUCCUU